GAGUAUGGCGUUACAGUUACUUUAGCAUUCGACGACAGUCAGAUACCAGACUAGAGUUCAGAUCAUACAUUCAUACCACGUGCUUUUAUGUUCAAUUCGACUGUAAAUACAGUAGAACUUCGAUAAUUCGAAAUAAAGUUUUGCAUUUAUUCAUUAAAUCAUAUAAAUUUAUUUCGACGAUUCGAAAUUACAGCUUACAUUUAGGAUUUCGGAUUAUCGAAGUUUUACAACAAAAUGCCUAAAAGAAAUGCUAAACAGGCUGCAUUAGUGCCAAAAGAGAAGAAGACACCUGUGGUUAAAGAUAAAAUUGAAAAUAAUUCGGCUGGUGAAGAAGAAUUUAGUUUUAGGGAAUUUGAUAGUGACGAAGAGUACGAUGAUCAUAGCGAACAAGAUGAUUUUUAUGACAGUAGUGAUGAGCAAGAGGGCGAUGAUCAAGAACAAGACUACGAUGACGAAAGUGAUGUAGAAGAAGACGACGAUGAAGACGACGAUGAAGACGACGAUGAAGACGACGAUGAAGAUAACAGUGAGGGUGAAGCUGACUCUAAUGAAGAAACUGAAGAGGAAGAACAUGAAGUCAGUGGAGAAUUUUCAGACCAAGAGGACAAUUUGAGCAAUGUCACAGCAUCUCUCAAAAAGUUGAACAAUGUUCAAAAAUCCAAAAAACCCAUUCGAGAUAAGCAACCCAAAACAAAAGUCCCUUACAGUGCAAAGAAUGAAAAAGUUUCCAUUGUCAAGCAAACUAAAGCCAAACAAAAUAAUGAUGAUAAAGCUGAAAUUGUAAAAGCAAAGAAUGUCAGCAAAAAUAACACAGAAGUUGGUUUAAAAAAUCAAGUUGCAUUAAAAUUGGCUGAAAAUCAAAGUGAAAGAGAUGAAUAUGCAAGUGAUUCUUCCGAUGAAGAAGAUACUCGAAAUACUGUAGGUAACAUUCCCAUGAAAUGGUACGAUGGGUAUGAUCACGUGGGUUAUAAUUGGGAUGGAAAAAAAAUCUUGAAGCCUGAGAAAGGAGAUCAGCUUGAAAAUUUCUUGAAACGCAUGGAAGAUCCUGAUUUUUGGAGAACUGUCAAAGAUUAUCAAACAGGGCAAGAUGUUGUUCUUAGUGAAGCUGAUAUUGAACUUAUCACAAGAAUACAAAAGCAAAGGAUUCCUGAUGCUCAGUUUGAUGAAUACGCACCUUGGGUAGAAUGGUUUUCUUCACAAGUCAUGAAAACUCCACUCAGGCAAUUUCCUGAGCACAAAAGAUCAUUUCUUCCAUCAAAGAGUGAAGCUCAAAAAGUUUCAAAACUGGUUCAUGCUUUGAAAAUGGGAUGGAUUAAGUCGUCAGCUCAGUUGAGGAAAGAAAGAGCAGAGAAUAAUCCAAAUGAGCAACAGUUUUACAUGCUAUGGAAAACUGAUGAUCAAGCAGAAGAAAUGAGAAGAAUUCAAAAGCACAUUCCAGCACCAAAAAGAUUUUUACCUGGACACGCUGAGAGCUACAAUCCUCCUACUGAGUAUUUGUUUGAUAAUCGAGAGAUAAAAGAAUGGCACAAACUUAAAUCACAACCUCAUAAAAGGAAGCUUCAUUUUGUUCCUCAAAAAUACGAUGCGCUGAGAAAUGUACCUUCUUACCCCCGGUAUAUUAAGGAAAGAUUUCAAAGAUGUUUGGAUCUGUUUUUGUGUCCAAGAGCUAUAAAAAUGAAGUUGACUAUUGAACCAGAGGAACUAGUUCCUCAAUUGCCAAGUCCCAAAGAUUUACAGCCAUUCCCAACCACUCAAUCCAUUAUUUAUAAGGGGCAUACAGAUAUGGUGAGAUGUAUGACUGUAGAAGCAUCUGGUCAAUACCUUGCUACUGGAGGUGAUGAUAAUACUUUAAGAGUGUGGGAAGUAUCAACUGGAAGAUGUUUGAAAGUAGUGGAUUGUGGCGGAGUAGUAAGAAGUGUUGCCUGGUGUCCAAAUCAAAAUUUACCCUUAAUUGCUGUAGCAGCAGAUGAGCAGGUACUGCUGAUUAAUUCUGGCGUUGGAGAUCAUUUGAUUGCAAAGAAAGCAGACAAGCUUUUAGAAAUUAUUCCUGAAACUGAUUCUAUAGUUUCUGAAAGAGUUAAAGCUGCUGUACAGUGGCAGCAAAUCACUGAAAUAGAUAAUCCAGACCAAUGGAAAAAAGGUAUAAGAAUUGUUUUGAAACAUUUCAAAACUGUGAAACAAGUGACCUGGCAUGGCAAAGGUGACUACUUCUCUACAGUUAUGCCAGAUGGUCAAAAUAGAUCAAUUCUCAUUCAUCAGCUGUCAAAGAGAAAAUCAUUCAUUCCUAUUGGUAGACCAAGAGGACAAGUUCAAUGUGUACUGUUCCAUCCAAUCAAACCAUUUUUCUUUGUGGCCACUCAAAGACAUAUCAGAAUUUAUGAUCUUACUCAGCAAGAAAUGAUAAAAAAACUCUUGACAGGAUCUCAGUGGAUUUCUUCCAUGUCCAUACAUCCAGGUGGUGACAAUUUAAUUGUUGGGACAUACGAUAAAAAAUUGCUGUGGUUCGAUUUAGAUUUGAGCACAAAGCCAUAUCAAACACUUCGUCUCCAUGGUACAGGAAUUCGAGGAGUAGCAUAUCACAAACGAUAUCCUCUGUUUGCUUCAGGGUCAGAUGAUAAGUCAUUGAUAGUGUGUCAUGGCAUGGUGUACAAUGAUUUACUGCAAAAUCCGCUUAUUGUGCCUCUAAAACGACUGUGCGAUCAUGAAACAUUCGAUGAUUUUGGGAUUUUGGAUGUUAUAUUCCAUCCAAUUCAACCAUGGGUCUUUUCUGCAGGUGCAGAUUCAACUAUACGCUUAUAUACGUAAAAAAUUAUCUAGGAUUUCA
This is a messenger RNA of Trichogramma pretiosum, 2824 nucleotides long. RefSeq names its product ribosome biogenesis protein BOP1 homolog. Bases 235 to 2805 code for a protein of 856 amino acids. Gene Ontology annotation, biological process: ribosome biogenesis; maturation of LSU-rRNA from tricistronic rRNA transcript (SSU-rRNA, 5.8S rRNA, LSU-rRNA). The record is from RefSeq and is a predicted model, not a curated record. NCBI's taxonomy places the organism in Eukaryota, Metazoa, Arthropoda, Insecta, Hymenoptera, Trichogrammatidae. Gene Ontology annotation, cellular component: PeBoW complex; preribosome, large subunit precursor. Gene Ontology annotation, molecular function: ribonucleoprotein complex binding; protein binding. The transcript is spliced from 8 exons.